AUGGUACUACAAGAAAUUUCUGGCCUACGCUGCUACACCUGCAGUUACUUGGAAUCGGAUUUGGAUAAUACUUGCCUUAUGGAUGCCAAUUCUACGCGAGUCACUAAUUGUUCGAAGAAGUAUUGCACUAUUAUGCGUCAAGAAUCUGUGAGUCCCGCUGGAAAAGUGAUUUCCUUUAUACGCGAUUGCUUGGAUAAACCUUUGUACUUGAAUGCCAUUAAAAGCGAUUCGACUUUCAAAAGCUUCUAUCGCAGCUGUACUACAGAUCUUUGCAAUGACUCAGAUGGGAUAACAACAGCAACAAAUGUCGAUCCGAAUUUCGGUGCUUCGCCGAAUAUGAUUAUUAAAGGCAAACGUCAUUAGUACUUAUCUAUAGUUAUAUACGAGUUUUGAAAUAUUUAAUAAAA
Rhagoletis pomonella (apple maggot) is the source of this 407-nucleotide messenger RNA. RefSeq lists its product as uncharacterized. The record is from RefSeq and is a predicted model, not a curated record. NCBI's taxonomy places the organism in Eukaryota, Metazoa, Arthropoda, Insecta, Diptera, Tephritidae. The coding region runs from base 1 to 363 and encodes 120 amino acids. The transcript has 4 exons.